CUCCUCGUCGUCCCUUCGACAGGCUCGCCUUCUGAAACGCCAAGGCAAAGGCAAUGGCUCGCGGGCAGCAGAAGAUUCAGUCACAGCAGAAGAACGCCAAAAAGGCAGCGGAGAAGAAAAAGUCACAGGGAGCAGAUCAGAAAACGGCUGCCAAAGCAGCACUCGUCCACACAUGUCCUGUCUGCAGGACACAGAUGCCAGACCCCAAGACUUUCAAGCAGCAUUUUGAGAGUAAACACCCAAAAUCUCCUAUGCCCCCUGAGCUGGCAGAUGUGCAGGCAUAAACAGCUCUAGGAGCUACCAUUAUCUGCAUCUGGGACCCUGGGGAGAAAUGCUGCGAUUCAGCUUGGCCAACUGAUUCAACUCCUAGAAACAGACUCUGGAUAUGAUGCGACAGGAGACUUAAUGAUGGACUAAAGCACACCAGCACCCUUUGAUUUUAUAUUUUUAUAUGUAUUACCCUUCAUUUGGACAUGCAAUCAGUUUUAGUGUGCCGUAACAGCCUCAUUAUCACCUUCUGUCAAGACCGACAGUGUUUGUCCACCACUGAUUAAUAUUUCCCUGUCUCUCAUUGUGCAUUUUCACUUUAAAAUUCAUAUUAAUGCAGAUGCAUAAAUGUUCUUUGGUGCAUACAACUCAGUAAUGCUCUGUAAACAUGAGCCAUAAUAGGAAUUGCAUCAUUGUGUGAAUUAACAAUAUCGGCCAGGAUUGUGAUUGGAUUAGAUGAAUUCAGUUGGGGGAGAAACAUCCUCAAAGCUAAACAAAUGCUCUUGUAAAGUACUUUUGGGUGUUGAAUAGAGCCUCUGAAAUUG
Ictalurus punctatus (channel catfish) is the source of this 812-nucleotide messenger RNA. Its product is annotated as zinc finger protein 706. The record is from RefSeq and is marked provisional. NCBI's taxonomy places the organism in Eukaryota, Metazoa, Chordata, Actinopteri, Siluriformes, Ictaluridae.